GUGCUGUUACUUUUUUUUUCCCGCUCGCGAUUUAUCACCAGCUGAGGGUUGAUGAGAUUGAGUUUGAGCGUUUUGGUUCUGCUGAGUUGAAGCAUUGUUUUGAAGAAUGUUUGUAGCUAGAGCUUCGCUUUUUAUUUCCUAAUCGAGGUCGCCAACCUCGAUUACGAUUUGGCUGGCUUUUUAGGAGGAACUUUCCCCCGAACCCGCUGAACAGGACCCCGCAGAGUUACUUGAGUAGUGUCGUUAACGAACAAUAGAGAGCCUGCUCCUACGCUUAGAAAGCUGACACGAUAUGAAAACUUCCUGCAUAUUGCUGGACGACCAUCUCCGACUUGCUUCUUCAAGGUGAGAGCCUCGCUGUAGCCGUAUUGAAGACAAAUGUAGUCCCGAGAAAUAAGAAUGAAUACAACAAUGCAACGGAUUCAGUACUUCUCAUGAUGAGCCAGGGAUACUUGUUUGGUACCCUUCGCGCAACACAAUUUUCGAGCUCGAAAAAAUGUUGUGCUAGAGAGUUUGUCGCCGCCCUAGCGUGCAGCUGACAUAGUAUCAUGCAACUGAGCGUGGCGAACAAUUAUGCAGACCACGCAUCGGUUUAUGUAGCUGCUCUCGCGGCACGGACAACGAGCGAAAGCGAGCUACUAAUUCUGGUGAUAACAAAUUCGAUCUCUGGAGCUGCAUCUCGUCGUACAGCAAAUCGACAUCAUCAAAGAACAUUCGAGUCGCCAGCACGAAAAGACCUACUUACUUUGAUACUUCAUGAUGAUUCUGUGACCGUUUAUCGCCGCUUAAUUUUUGGCGGAGUUUUUAUCGCAAAGAAAAACUUCGGCGCUGAUGCAAGACAUUCAGGACGCUUGUCGCGGAGAGAAGUGGUAGCAUAUUACUUUUGA
Amoebophrya sp. A120 is the source of this 887-nucleotide messenger RNA. NCBI's taxonomy places the organism in Eukaryota, Dinophyceae, Syndiniales, Amoebophryaceae. The record is from the annotation of a GenBank genome assembly.